AUGUAUAUCAAGGGACCACACGCAGAGCCAGAGCUUCCAGUCCUACGGAAGUUGAUUAGAGAAAACCCACUAGGUCUUCUCACCACCGCCAUCGGCUCCCCCAACUUCCCUUUCCUCCAAACAAGCCACAUCCCUUUCGUGCUGGAUAUCGAAGACGAAUCAAGUGAGACAGAGCUAGGAAAACUAAGAGGCCAUCUUGCAAGGGUCAAUCCACAAAGCAAAGCCAUGAUCGAGAAUCUUAUCGAAAACCCACAGCUGAGCAAUGUCAUCGAGCAAGAUGUCAUCGUCGUCUUCAACUCCCCCAUCCAACAUUAUGUCACUCCCAAGUUCUACACCGAAACGAAACCCACAACUGGCAAGGUUGUUCCUACAUGGAACUACGCCGCUGCCCAAGUCUACGGCCGCGCCAAGAUCUUCUACGACACCAAGACUGAUGAAGCAGGCCACUUUCUCGCGAAGCAGAUUUCCGAUCUGAGCCACCACGCCGAAACCAAUGUUAUGGGGUUCACUGGCGGUGAUAACCCAGUGGACUGGAAAGUGUCUGAUGCGCCGGAUCGGUUUGUGGAGCUUUUGAAAAAGCGCAUUAUUGGGAUUGAGAUUGAGAUUACGCAGAUAAGAGGAAAGUUCAAGAUGAGUCAGGAAAUGGGUAUGGGUGAUCGGGAGGGUGUUAUCAAGGGUUUUGCAAGGUUGGGAUCUGAGACUGCGCAGGAGAUGUCCAAGUUAGUUCAGGACCGGAGUGAUAUCAAGGAAGCAAAGAAGGCAAAUGCAUAA
This is a messenger RNA of Fusarium sp. VM40, 771 nucleotides long. The record is from the annotation of a GenBank genome assembly. Lineage: Eukaryota; Fungi; Ascomycota; Sordariomycetes; Hypocreales; Nectriaceae.